AUGAUAUUUACAGGAUAAGCAGAGGACUUUGGACAGCAGCAACUCAAGCAAAAUGAACCAGACAUGUACUGAUUAUGUUUCUGACUAUGUCUACAAAAAUGUUUGUCAGAAUUGUUUUGAUGAGCUGGAGAAUUCUAUGACAGAGAUUUCUCUGGUCUUCUACUACCUGACCUUGAUCCUCGGCGUUCCUGGAAAUGCAUUUGUCGUGUAUGUUGCUGGAUUGAAGAUGAAGAGGACUGUUAAUACAGUAGGGUUUCUCAAUCUAGCGAUUGCCGACUUCUUGAGCUGCCUUUCCACUCUUUUCAACGUGACCAAGAGCGCUUUUGAUAAUCACUGGCCGUACGGAUCCAUAAUGUGCAAGAUUCUCCCCUUCAUUAUGCUCAUCACCAUGUUUGCCAGCGUUUUCACCUUGAACUUGAUUAGUCUGGAUCGGUUUGUUCAGGUGAUCACGCCGGUUUGGGCUCAGAAUCAUCGCAGCUUGUUCAUCGCACGACUGUCCUGUGCAGCGGCUUGGAUUCUGGCUUCAGUUCUUAGUCUGCCUUUUAUGACGUUAAGAAAGACUUACACAGAAAAUAAUAAAACACGCUGCCUGCCUUAUCAACGUAAUGAAGAACAUUCUGAAUUGUAUUUAAGGUUAAGCAUCAUUAGAUUUGUGUUUGGCUUUUUGGUUCCUCUCAUAUGCAUCAUAACAUGCUACGGAUUCAUCGCACGCAAGUUAGGCAGGAGUCAUUUUCACUCUGGACGAGCGUUUCGCAUCAUGUUUGCUGUAAUCGUGGCCUUUUUUCUGUGUUGGCUGCCCUAUCACAUAGUGCAUUUGAUAAUCAUUUACGGAAAGAAAUCCAGUUCAUUGGUGGCUUUGGAAGUGUUUCCGUUGGCCAUCUCUUUGGCGUUUUUCAACAGCUGUCUGAACCCCAUUCUGUAUGUUUUCAUGGGGCAGGAUUUUAAGAACAAUGUUGAACUUUCUCUAAGACGUGUUUUUGAAAGAGUUUUCUCUGAGGAGGGAACACAAGCGUCACGAUCCACACAGUCACAACAAAUGAACUCAGUGUAGUGAAGAAGAUAUCAACUCAUUUAUACUGAGUUUUAUGAUUGAUUUUUAAUACUAUUCUAAUAAUGUUCUAAUUUUUUUUUUUCUAAAUUCAUGAACUCGAAGUCAGCAAGUCAUCUAACUCUUAUUCAUCAUUCCUGUGUGUUUUUCUCUCUCUAUUGUUGAUGUAUUUUCAGUGAUUUGUGAACUAUUGUCAAAGCUUAACAUCACAGUGAUGGAGUACUGAUGCUUGAUUAACUUUUUUGGUUGCUAUCAGCUUAGAAAAAGCUUGUAAUAUUUCAGUAAUAAUGGCAUGUAGUUUCUAUGCUGAAUUCAUGAAGAAAAAUUAAAAAUGUAAUUUAAAGGCUGCAAUUGUGAAUAUAACAAAAACAGGUUUUAUUUUACUCUUCCUUAUCACAGUGAUUUAGUCAUUUUGGUGUGUUUCUACUUUAGUGUUAUGGAGUUAUGGAGUUGAUAACUCAAAAGCAAAGUGCAUGAUGUAUAAACAUUGUUUCUAAAUAUAAAAUGCAAAAAGUAAAAUUUUAUCAUUAUUGUAAUGUUCAAUGAACCUUUAAUUCACUUGUAAUUUGAAUUUUUUUAUUUAAAAUGAGGACAACACAACUUUGUAAGAAGAAGUUCCUCUUUUUCCUUUUUUUUCCCAGAAGAAACUCGUCAAUUAAAUGACAGAUGACAGACUUAAAGGUCUGCAAGCCAAAUGCAUUAUCAUAAAUGCAAAUGCAAAUAAAAUUAAUUUGAAAAUGUUCUCUUAUAACACCUUCUGUAAAUGCUAUAAAAGUGACCUGAUUCUGGAUCAGUGUGAGCAGUAUUAAUUCUGCACGUCUUUUGUAGUAUAAAUAGUGUGAGUAGUUUAUUCAUAUUCUUAUGAUUGAGCUUGCUAAGUCUAAAAUACUGAGAACCUACAUGUGUUUGACCCAUGUGGUGCAAACGAUUUAUGACAUCAUGUCUCAUGAACAGAAAGUGAGCAACCAUGACAAAUUAUGAAGUGUCUUUCUCAGUUCUACAUAUAACUGUCUAUUGUUAUAUAUCUGUACAUACAAUCGUAAAUUUGUAUAUUUUG
Molecule: messenger RNA, 2105 nt
Organism: Cyprinus carpio (common carp)
Lineage: Eukaryota; Metazoa; Chordata; Actinopteri; Cypriniformes; Cyprinidae
Product: C3a anaphylatoxin chemotactic receptor-like
Biological process (GO): positive regulation of cytosolic calcium ion concentration; inflammatory response; complement receptor mediated signaling pathway
Cellular component (GO): plasma membrane
Molecular function (GO): G protein-coupled receptor activity; complement component C5a receptor activity
Source: RefSeq, a predicted model, not a curated record